AUUGAAAAAAGGUGUGUGAUUUCCAUGUGAUGGGCUUUCUGUGAAAUUCAUUCUUUUAUACAUGUGAUGAACUACCAUUCAAAACAGAUGAAUUAUUAAUAUUUAGCCACAGUAGCUAUGCCUUUAUAGCUAUCAGCUAAUAUAAUAUCAAAGAAACGUAACCAUGUCAAAACUUCCAAUUGACAGAGGCUGGGCCUUUGUCGUGGUCGUAGGCUUUUUUACUUCAUCGUUCAUCAUGGUAGGAACUGCUAAAUCCUACGGGAUAAUUAUGGUUGAGCUUAUCAAAAAAUUCAGCAUCGACAAGGCAACAGGUGCCCUAGUUAUGGGGAUCUCAGGAGUAGUGUAUACCAUCUUAGCACCCUUUUGUGUGGCUUUCGGGGAACAUUUCACGCAGAGGAAGGUGGUAAUCCUGGGCAGUCUGGUGGGCUUUGUUAUGAUUGCUGUGGCCUCUCUCCUGGUCAACAUCGAGUUCUUCAUCUUUUUCUAUGGUGUAGGCACAGGACUGGCCAAUGCUUGUUUCUUUGGAAAUGGUCUGGUCAUGGUAGGGAUGUACUUCAAGAGGUGGCGCUCACUGGCGACAGGAAUAGCUUUGACAGGUGCCAGUGUGGGUACCUUUGUUUUACCGAUUCUUCUUGAGGCACUAUUGGAGACAUACUCACUAUCUGGUGCUAUACUGGUUGUGUCGGCCAUUUAUCUCAAUGGUUGUAUCUGUGGUGCUCUUUAUCGGCCUUUGUCGUUUUACAUCAAAAAAAGUACGUCAGAUCAAGAGAAACUGCCCAUAGUAACGAAAGAACCGGAACCUAAUGGACUUAAUGAGACAGGAACAGAGAAAAUUCAGACUGAAAAAGUUAAGGUGGAAGAUGAACAGGACGAGGACGAAGGAGUGAAGAAAGGUCUUCUAGAAGAAAGUCAGAUAGAGGAGAGUAAAACUGAACAAGUCAGUCAACCACAAAGUCCCCCAGCCAAACCUGUCUGGACUUUUCACAUCUGUGGACGAACGGUGGAAUUCCCAGUGAUAUUUCACUUCGGGGUGCUUGCAUUACCUGUGGUAGUGUUUUUUACUGUGUUCAGUUUUCUAGUGUUCGUUGGAUAUUUUAACUUUGUCUUAUUUUUACCGAUAGAUGCAAUGGAACGUGGAAUUACUCAUUAUGAGAAGGCUGCUCUGGUCUCCUAUACUGGGGCUGGAGACCUGUUGGGUCGAAUCUUAGUAGGAGUUAUGGGUGACUUAACAGUAAUCAAGCGAUAUAAAAUCCUAGCCACAUGCUCCAUACUGUGUGGGGUGAAUAUUAUCCUGUUUGAGAUUGCUGGCUCAGUUUACUGGUGGAUGUCCCUACAUGCCUCUCUGUAUGGGUUCUUUGGAGGAUGCUUUGUGGCUAUAAAUAGCAUUGUCCUCAUUGACAUGGUGGGGCUGGAGAUGAUGCCUAAGGCCUUGGGUGUAGUUCUGUUGAUCCAGGGACUGGGGGCUGCUAUUGGUCAGCCGAUAGAAGGCAAAAUUCAAGAUGUAACUGGGUCCUUCACAACUUUGAACAUCAUCAAUAGCAUCUUUAUGAUAGCUGCAGGAUUGCUUCUCUUUCUGUAUCCUCUGGUCAAGCGGUUUCAGAACAGGUCAUCAAGACAGGCAGAAAACAGGGAGGUUGAAAUCCCGGAGGAAGCAUCGUGAUGUACAUAAAAAUAUGUUGCAGCGUUAUUGUCAGUGGGUAUCCAGAUUGUUAAACAGCUUCCACAAUUAAGUGCCAGGGACAGAAAAGACAGGGAUAAUUAGUUGGCUUUAUUUUUAUACAUAAGAUAGAGAUAAUAUCUAUGAGUUUACAAUACAAUACAUGAUUCUGCAAGUGCUUGUUGGGAAGUUUUUGACAUGCAUUUAACAGGAACACUAUAUAUAUAGUAUUCACCUGUUGAAUGCUCUCAUUAUACUUACAUAGAUUUAAAGGUAAAUUAAUAAUUAUAUAUUGUUUAAUACUUGUACUUAUAUUUUUAUUGGCCCAAAAUAACUUCAUUCUGCAUAUAUUUGUGAUGCCAUAAUUAAGAUAAUAAGUGAUGCUCAUUAUCUUCCUAAUAUUGGCCUUGUUGAUGUUUUAUCAGUUUGUACUGAUAAUGGAAGUUCAGUACUUGUUGGUACUCACAUGGAGAGGGGAUUUUGGUGAGAAAAAAGCUGUCUGUCAUAUUGUUCUUCAUAACAACUUUAAUCUUGGUCAAAUUUUUAAAUAAGAAAAGAUAUCAGGGUUCUCCACAUUUGAAAAUUUAACCAUGGAGGAAGCUGCGCGAAGGUGAAAUGUGAGCAAAAUGCGUGCUAGACUUCCUAAUCUUCAUUAAUCAAUGAUUGGUUUUGAUCAGGACUGAAAUGCAAUUCAUAUGUAAAAUUUAAUCAUGGCGGCUGCCGAUUUUAACCAU
Messenger RNA from Saccostrea cuccullata (small rock oyster), 2391 nucleotides. RefSeq names its product monocarboxylate transporter 12-like. Gene Ontology annotation, cellular component: membrane. The transcript is spliced from 6 exons. The coding region runs from base 164 to 1660 and encodes 498 amino acids. Lineage: Eukaryota; Metazoa; Mollusca; Bivalvia; Ostreida; Ostreidae. The record is from RefSeq and is a predicted model, not a curated record. Gene Ontology annotation, biological process: transmembrane transport. Gene Ontology annotation, molecular function: monocarboxylic acid transmembrane transporter activity.